Mercenaria mercenaria is the source of this 1841-nucleotide messenger RNA. Its product is annotated as M-phase inducer phosphatase 1-like. Gene Ontology annotation, biological process: G2/M transition of mitotic cell cycle; positive regulation of G2/M transition of mitotic cell cycle; protein dephosphorylation. Gene Ontology annotation, molecular function: protein tyrosine phosphatase activity. Gene Ontology annotation, cellular component: cytoplasm; nucleus. The transcript is spliced from 4 exons. The record is from RefSeq and is a predicted model, not a curated record. Bases 878 to 1594 code for a protein of 238 amino acids. NCBI's taxonomy places the organism in Eukaryota, Metazoa, Mollusca, Bivalvia, Venerida, Veneridae.
UCAUAUAAAUAUUUUAGCUAUCUUUUUAAACGAAAGAUCAGAUAUUUUCAUAAAAAAUGCCGACUAUUUGUUUGUCACUGAACUAUCGAUCCAUGAUACAAACAAACAAUAUUGAUCUGUAAUCAUCGCUAAUGAUCAUAACAAUAGAUACUAAUAAUGAGUUGAUGAAGAGUUAAUUAUGCCGCUCUGAUGUUUUUAACGCAAGUCAAGGUGAUGACUGCGGCGACUUUAUUAGCUCAAUGUUAUCAUCAUCUAUCAAACAAUCUCGUCAUAUUUCACUGGUUUGCUAGCUGAGCUGUUUUUAAAAAUGUUUGAAGUUUGAUUUCUGUAUAGGUAUAAAUAGUAAAAAUCUGCAGGUUCACAUCAUUCUAUUUCCAUCACUGAUUCAAUAGCUUUCAUCGAUAAAAAAAUAUUAAAAUGCCUCCUGUGCCUUCGGAUUUUACUGAUUUACCAAUGACAAGAAAAUCUAGGUAAGGAGUUCAUCAUGUCAUUGUCAUGUUUUAUUCUAAAUUUAAUUUAAAUAGAAUUUAUCUUUUUAGUACUUGUUUCUUUAUCAAUAAAACAGCCAUGCACUAGAUAUCGGAAAAUCGUGGAUUCAGCUUAAAUGUAUCUAGAAUAUUGAACUUAAAGUUAUUCAGCCAUUAUAAAUACCGUAGAUACCUUAUUUAUUAGUGUUCCUUUAUUUCACUCUAAUUUACCCGUAUAUCAAUACCUUUUUGUAUUUCAGAAUGAGGUUAAUUUUGGACAGCCUACAACCUGUGAAUCUAAGAAACCGGCGCCCUUGAAAUCAUAUGAUUUCAAUAUUUUUCAAAACGAGGCGAUUGAAGUCGGAAAUGAUGGAAAGAAAUCAGUGCAGCGACCUUCGGAUGCUCUCGACAUGACACCUUCAAGGAAGAAGAGACGAUUUCAGCACUGCACCACUAACCCGGAACCAAAUUCGAACUCCGUUACGGCAUCUUUAAGUCCACUCUCCAGCGUCAUUCAAGCUGUUGAAAAACUGACGACGGGAUCUGACCUCGCCGCAGAUGGAUCACGUGCCAACAGUCUACCCACAAUCCCAGGAAAGCACAGCGAUCUAAGCGCCAUCUCACCGGAAACCAUGUCUGAUGUCUUGAACGGGGUCUAUGACAACCGUGUAGACAGAGCGACCAUAAUAGAUUGCAGAUAUCCGUACGAAUAUGAAGGCGGACAUAUUAAGGGAGCCAUCAACCUUUACACCAAGGAUGCAGUCCAGAAAUUCCUUCAAGAAACUGUGACGUCAUCAACGACAAAUCACGUGCUUAUCUUCCAUUGUGAAUUCUCGUCUGAAAGAGGACCGAAAAUGUAUCGCUUCCUUAGAUCUUUGGAUCGGGAAAUGAACAAAGAUAACUACCCCCGCCUCAACUUCCCCGAGAUCUAUCUCCUAGAAGGAGGAUAUAAAGCGUUCUUCUACAAGUGCAAAGAACAAUGUUUUCCGCAGACGUACAAACCAAUGCUUCACAAGGAACACAAAGACGAAUUACGUCACUUCCGUGUAAAAUCAAAGUCAUGGUCAGCAGGCGACAGAUCUCGUCAAAGUGUAAUUAAAGGCACCGGAAUGAGACUACGAUUUUGAUUGGAUAAAUGAACAUUGGACUUACAUAUAGAAAGAAAGAUGAACAAAAUGACGAUGGACUCUGUCGUUAAUGCUUGUACAGAUCUAAUACUGAAAGAAAACUUUGCUGUUGAAUGUCAUUUCUAAAAAUGGCAUCUGACAGUUAAUGACGGAUAUACAGCGAAAGUUUCAAAGACUCUAAUGUCAUUUAAGACUGUGAUAGACCUGUUAUAUGAAUUAUGAAGACUUUUUCUCUUUCCUGUGAUAU